This is a messenger RNA of Haliotis rufescens (red abalone), 2403 nucleotides long. RefSeq names its product speriolin-like. The transcript has 4 exons. Bases 63 to 2144 code for a protein of 693 amino acids. The record is from RefSeq and is a predicted model, not a curated record. Lineage: Eukaryota; Metazoa; Mollusca; Gastropoda; Lepetellida; Haliotidae.
CACAACAAUCAGUCUAUCCAGAAAUUGUCGCGGUAUGCAGUUGGUUUACAUCCUCUGCACAAAUGUCGUUUGGGGAGCAUAACUCCUCCCUCCACGCGUCGGAUCUAGUCCCGGCGGGUCGGACCUCGCCCCGUGGGGUUGGGGCUGACGAAGGGAGCCGGGAAUCUCGCUACCUGAGACUAGAGAAUGAACAGUUACGGCAAUGCCUGAGGCUUAUGCAGGAACAGGCCGAGCUGGAGAGCGCUAACCUCAUCUCUUCCGUGAUAGCAUGGUGUGAUGAUAGGUUUAGGAAGAAAUUUGCUGACAUGUCCCUUGCAACAUCUACGGGACGAAAGAGUGCUAGUCCUUUUCGUCCCAUCACACCCCCAGGACCAAACAAAGCGCCAGGCACAGAUAGUAAAAUCUCGUCAUCGGACUAUGUGAGCACCGGUUCGACCUUCUCCAACCUCACUCCACCCUCCAGUCCUGUCAGAGGUUUCAACAAAAGGACUGAGGAGAUUGAUCGAUCAUACCCAACAGCCAAUACUCUUUUACAGGAGGUGCAACCCCCACAGCCUUCCCUCUCGAAUGAACGGAGCUACUCACCCACGUUGUCAUCCAGUCGACAACGCCAGACCUCACCUGCAGUAAAACUUUUCUCAGAUGCCACUCCCGGUCUUGCCAGUACCAGUGGUCGGAGUUCACCAGUAGGCAUUGCAAUCAGUCAGCAACCAUCAAGAGCCUCCUCGCGUGUUUCAUCUCCAAACAGUAUCAUUUCAUCAACACUACAGGAAACACCAGCUAGAGGAUCAGACAUCCAAGCUGAUGUCCCAGAACAGCCUCCUCCGUAUCAGUUUAAUCCUGCCCUCAGACAGUAUUCCGUCAAACUGCCCACAGAGUCUGACGUGGCUGCAGCUUUUAUGAGCCAAUUCUCCGGCAGAAGUGAUUUUUCAGGCACGCUUGAAACGCAUGAUCUCAGUUCAACCAGAGCAAGUCUCAAGCGCCCAGAGAGCGCCCCGUUUGUUCCAUAUGUACACGAGAGUGGUUACCCGGGUCAGCAGUCACACACCUCCCCCAACCCUUCCCUGAUUCAGUCAGCACCACAACGAGGCCAGUCACCUCGUGGAAUGAGACCACCAGAUUCGCCCCAGCAUCAUUUGGUUCAGAACCAUAGUCCAAGGUCACCGUCUCCAACACAGGGUCGCUAUUCCCCAAGAGGACAAACCGUCCAAAAUACAGCAUCUAUUCCACAAGGCCAAAGUACGGCAAUGAAAUCUCCUUCUCCUGGAUUAUCAUACAGCGCACAUCCCACGCUGCCAGUCAAUAGCGUUGUCGUGCAUGAGGACGUUGGAAGGGAGAGAACGCUUACUCCAAUUCCUGAAAUGCAGAAGACAGUUCCCAGAUACAUGUCAAACAUAGUUGAGGAAAUGGAGGAAGAGCUCAAAGGACUGAGCUCCCGCUCAAUGAGUCCGGCAGACAUGAUCUCCAACUCCCAGAAGUAUGGCCUACCAAAAGCAGAGUCAACACCAAAGAAAGGAAGAACCUCAUCUCCGACAGCACACAGCGGGUCGAAGCGCUACAAUAGCAGUCUACGUUCCCCCAGAGGAAGCAGAACCCCAAGUCCCGUUUCUGAUGACUCGUCCACGGUUCCAGUAAGGCGACACACCACAUUCGUUAAACCGUCCUACAGGAUUUUGGGAGAGAUUGCAUUUCAACUAGAACGUCGAAUCCUCGACUAUGUCUUCUCCAGGAAUAAAAUUCAUGACGGAGAUCGAGCCAAGCGACGUUUCUAUGGAUACACCGUCAGCAACAUCCCAUUCAUGAUUGCCAAGGAGGUCCAAAGAUAUGAUGGAACAACUGAUGACCAAUUACAGUUCAAGCUAAACUACAGACUCAGGUACACUGUGAUAACCCUGGGACCCUAUGGCUAUAAACUUGAGAGGCAUGGCAACUUCGCACAGGAGAUGAUCAACAAGUAUGGACUGCUCAGUAAUGCCCCAGAUCGCAGAACACUGGACGCCUUUGGUCUCGUGGACGCCGAGACUUUGCGAGGUUUUGUGUCACUUCUUUCGCAAACGGAAACAGAGAAGAGGGACAACCUCAUCCUUUUGGAAUGUCUCAUGUUGAUGGCUCAUGAUGAUGGCCGUGCCAUAUUCCUGUGGUGAAGCCUUGCUUAUUAACAUAAUGAUUUUCAUGUCAAAAUCUUAUUUCAGUGUUUAUCAUGUCGGCACUCAACUUUAGGUUUAUGGUUAACUUUCUUCCUCAUCUGAUUUCAAAUGGUAAUUGCUUUUCCACCGAUUAUUUUAAAUCCAAAGUGACCUAUAAAGGUCAAAGAUAAUCCCAACUGAAAUUUUGAAUAUUCCUCAACCCUCCUUGUACCUCAAUAUUCUUUGUUUUUCAUAUGCAUAAAUAUGUGAUGUACUA